Molecule: messenger RNA, 1152 nt
Organism: Pipistrellus nathusii (Nathusius's pipistrelle)
Lineage: Eukaryota; Metazoa; Chordata; Mammalia; Chiroptera; Vespertilionidae
Source: the annotation of a GenBank genome assembly
AUGCCCAGCGGCUGCCACUGCCUGCAUCUCAUGUGCCUGCUGUGCGUCCUGGGGGCCCCGGCUCUGCACGCCGUAGCCGAUGACUGCAGCUCCCACUGUGACCUGGCCCACGGCUGCUGUGAUCCUGACGGCUCCUGCAGGUGUGACCCAGGCUGGGAGGGGCUGCACUGUGAGCGCUGUGUGAGGAUGCCUGGCUGCCAGCAUGGUUCCUGCCACCAGCCCUGGCAGUGCAUCUGCCAUGGUGGCUGGGCGGGCAAGUUCUGUGACAAAGAUGAGCACAUCUGUACCACCCAGUCCCCCUGCCGGAACGGAGGCCAGUGCGUCUAUGAUGGGGGCGGCGAGUACCACUGUGUGUGCCCACCAGGCUUCCACGGACGGGACUGUGAGCGCAAGACUGGACCCUGUGAGCAGGCUGGCUCCCCGUGCCAGAAUGGCGGCCAGUGCCAGGACGACCAGGGCUUUGCCCUCAACUUCACGUGCCGCUGCUUGGCAGGCUUUGUGGGUGCCUACUGUGAGGUGAACGUGGACGACUGUCUGAUGAGGCCUUGUGCUAACGGCGCCACCUGUCUGGAUGGCAUAAACCGCUUCUUCUGCCUCUGCCCGGAGGGCUUUGCUGGACGCUUUUGCACCAUCAACCUGGAUGACUGUGCCAGCCGCCCAUGCCAGAGAGGGGCCCGCUGCCGGGACCGGGUCCACGACUUCGACUGUCUCUGUCCUAGUGGCUAUGGCGGCAAGACUUGUGAGCUCGUCUUACCUGGCCCAGACCCUGCCACCAUGGCAGACGUGCCCCUGGGGCCCACCUCGGCGCUGGUGGUGCCUGCCACGGGGCCUGCCCCCCACAGCGCAGGGGCUGGCCUGCUGCGCAUCUCAGUGAAGGAGGUAGUGCGUAGGCAAGAGGCCAGGCUAGGUGAGUCGAGCCUGGUGGCCGUGGUGGUGUUCGGGGCCCUCACUGCCACCCUGGUCCUGUCCACAGUGUUGCUGACCCUGAGGGCCUGGCGCCGGGGGGCCUGUCCCCCUGGACCCUGUUGCUCCUCGGCACCACACUACGCCCCAGCACGCCAGGACCAAGAAUGUCAGGUCAGCAUGCUGCCUGCGGGGCUCCCCCUGCCACCUGACCUGCCCCCUGAGCCUGGAAAGACCACGGCACUGUGA